CCGCUGCGGCUGGCCGUGCCUCCACCGCCGUGUCUUUGUUUUGUUCCGACGCAGAGGUUACGGGCGAUCCUUCCUAAGUGAUACCGCAACAAAAAAUAUCUCAUUGUUUGAGAGGAGACGAGAGCAAGAUCCUCGGAGUCGUUUCCGCCGCUAUAUUCGUUGUCGUUGUCGCCAUCGCCGCGGGGAUUUCGAAGCAGCUGCGCAGAUAGGAACGCAGGGGAGAUUUAAAGCGCAAAGGCUGAGGAAAGGAGCAGAGGAUCUUGGGUUCUGCUUCCUUGAACUGAGCAGAGGUAUACCGGAGAGGAAGAAGAACAUAUGGCUUGGCCGGCGUGUUUGAAUGAGUACGAGAAGCUCCUUAUCCGGAUGGACACUCCCAGGGUUGCGAUCGACAAUGCCGUUUGCCCCACCGCGACUCUCGUGAAGGUUGACAGCGCUAGGAAGCAUGGCAUCCUCCUCGAAGCCGUGCAGGUCCUUACCGACCUCAACCUCUCCAUCGAGAAGGCCUACAUCUCCUCUGACGGCCGCUGGUUCAUGGACGUCUUCCACGUCACCGACCAGUUCGGCCGCAAGCUCACCGACGACAGCGUCAUCUCUUACCUCGAGCAGUCUUUGGAGACGGAGGAGGACCACCACUUGCGACCCAUUGCCAGCGGCGAGGGCUUUACCGCCCUCGAGCUCACCGGCGCCGACCGGCCGGGCCUCCUCUCAGAGGUAUUCGCGGUGCUCACCGACCUUGGAUGCGGCGUAGUCGACGCGAAGGUGUGGACCCACAACGGUCGGAUCGCGUGCCUUAUUUCCAUCCACGAUGAGCUCUCCGGCGACUGUAUCGACUACGACUCCCCCAGAAUCCGUCAUAUGGAAUCCCGCCUCCUCCAUGUCCUGAAGGGAGACGGCGGCGUCUACGGCGCCAGGAUUGUCAUCUCGGCUGCUACCAUCGCCCAUCCCGAUCGCCGCCUUCACCAAAUGAUGUUCGCUGACCGUGACUACGAGCGCACCACACUGUCUUCUUCAUCACCAUCCAUCUCUGUCCAAAACUGGAUCGAAAAAGGGUACUCCGUCGUUACCGUGCAGUGUCUCGAUCGCCCGAAGCUCCUUUUCGACGUGGUGUGCACUCUCACAGAUAUGGAAUACGUCGUGUUCCAUGGCACCAUCGACAUAGAUGGCCACAUUGCUCAUCAGGAAUUCUACAUACGGCACAAAGAUGGUAGCCCAAUCAGCUCCGAAGCAGAGAGGCAAAGAAUGGUUCAAUGCUUGCAAGCAGCCAUCGAGAGGAGAUCAAUAAAGGGGCAAAGGCUAGAACUCUACAUGGAGGAUCGCCCAGGGCUCCUCUCUGAAGUAACUCGAACACUUCGAGAGAACGGUUUGCUGGUCACAAGAGCGGAUGUGUCAUCCAAGGGAGAUAUGAUUUCGUGCGUGAUCUACGUGACGGACGCCGCCGGGCAACCUGCGGGACCAGGGGUCAUCGACGACGUGCGGCAAAGGUUAAUACCCGAUUGCCUCAUAGUCGAGGAGCAACGGCCGCAGUUCCACCGCCAAGAGGAACGUGAGGGGGCGCAGGGUUUGGGUGGCGUCGGCAUCGGGCUGUUCUACUUGGGCAAUCUAUUCUGGAGGAAUUUGUAUAAUUUAGGAUUGAUCAAAUCCUUUUCGUAGCUCUAUUGCUGGCCAUUUUUUUGUGUGUGCGUGUCUACUCUGUAUAUUGAAUCCAUUACUUGAAUUGAUCUGCACAUAGUAGGUAAAGCAGAGCUGAGGGUGGUGGAUUGUGAUUGGUUUUCUGCGAGUUUAUUGUUUAACCGAGGAUUUGACAUUCUUUGUACAUAA
This is a messenger RNA of Zingiber officinale, 1818 nucleotides long. Its product is annotated as ACT domain-containing protein ACR8-like. The record is from RefSeq and is a predicted model, not a curated record. The transcript is spliced from 6 exons. NCBI's taxonomy places the organism in Eukaryota, Viridiplantae, Streptophyta, Magnoliopsida, Zingiberales, Zingiberaceae. Bases 316 to 1650 code for a protein of 444 amino acids.